AUGUGGCUGCUGUUCCUCGCUGUGGGACUCAUAGGGACGCAAGAGCUCCUCGGCCAAGAGACUGCUCCUCACCACUGGCUGAGCGUUCAUGGCACCGAUCGAGGUGCUGCGCCACCCUCCUCCUUCAUCGAAGUUUAUGCUGAGGUGCACAAUGUUAAUGACGACGCUUUGCAGGCUGUUAAGCCCACCUAUUACCUUUCCAUUAUGGAGAACACCCCCGGCGGUGUUUCCGUCGUCCGCCUUAAAGCUUUCUAUCGAGACUCUGCAUCCAGCAGCGGGUUCUCCUUCAGGAUCAGCUUUGGAAAUUCUCAUAGUUUUUUUGACAUCAGUUCCAGAACUGGGGUUAUUAAAACUACUUCAAGAAAACUAGACAGAGAACAGCACGAGGAGCAUCUUCUGGAGGUAACAGUGACUGAUCAAAGCGUUCCUGCCAAGUCCGCUGUGGUGCAGGUGGUGAUCCAGGUGCUAGACGAGAAUGACAACAAGCCUCAGUUCCUGAAGAAGAUCUAUAGGAUAAAGUUACCAGAGUGGCACAAGCUGGAGCAGCAGAAAGCAGAAAAGUGGCAUCCUGUUUAUAGAUUAAUAGCCUCAGAUAAAGACAAAGGCCACAAUGCAGAAAUCUCUUACAGUAUCGAAGGAGGGGAUGAGCAACAGAAGUUCAAAAUAGAGCCCCAGACAGGGCUGGUGUCAUCCAGAGGGUUCUUCUCAGCUGGACACUAUGACAUUCUCACAAUUAAAGCUGUGGACGGUGGCUGGCCCCAGAAGUCUUCUUCGUGUCAUUUGCACAUAGAAUGGGUCCCUGUUCCCCAGCUGUCCUCCAGACUCCAGGGUUUUGACCUGAUGUCCUUCACCUUUGCUGUCAUGGAGAGUGUCCCUGUUGCUCAUGUGGUGGGGAUGGUUACCAUGGAGACCACUGACACACCGAUCUGGUUUCAGAUCACAGGGGACACAGCGGAUAAAGAUGCAUUUUACAUCUUUCAAACUGCUUGUGGCUUUAACUGCAUGGCAGAAGGUGGUGACUAUGAGAGCCACAUUGAUGUAACCAAGGGAAGCGGAGCCAUUGCUGUGGCCAAGCCCCUCAACGCAAAGCGGAAAUCGUAUUACAACCUGACAGUGGAAGCAACAGAUGGAACAAGAUUUACUAAAAUGCAGGUGUACAUCAAGGUGAUUGAAGCAAACAACCAUGGACCUCAGUUCUCCAAAGCUGUGUAUGAGAUCACCAUCUCAGAAGACACACCUCCAGGGACAGAGGUCCUGCAGCUCAGCACUACAAACAGGGAUGCGAAGACAAAACUGAGAUUCAUUCUGCAUAGCAGUGCUGACUCCUUCAGCAUGAACAAGUUCCGCUUGGAUUCAACAAAGGGUCUCCUCUACAUUGUUGAUGGACUGGACCAUGAGAACAUCCACAGACACUCCCUUACUGUGAUGGUCCAGGACCAGGACUUUCCUGCAAAGCAUAGCCUUGCACGAGUGGACAUCAAUGUGGAGAAAGCCAGUGACAACCACCCCUGGUUCUCCAGCUCCACCUACGUUGGCCGUGUGUUCGAGACGGCAGCCGUGGGCUUUUCUGCGCUGCAGGUCACUGCUGUGGACAAGGACAGAGACCAAACUGCAGAAGCCUUCUACAGCACUGAGUCAGGAAAUACGGUAAAUUCAUUUUCUGCUGAUACAGCAGCAAAGGUGCUCGAUCAUAAAAGUGAGAAGCAAUUUGACCUUGGUGUGAAAGAAACAGAAGGAGCACAGCCACCCAUGAACAUUGUGAGCACGUUUCAGAUGGACGUCACCAGCUCAGAAAACACUACGCCAAAGUUUACUAAGCAGCAGCUCUCUGUCGAAAUCAGUGAGAGAGCUCCUGUUGGAACUUUUGUGUGUUCAAUCAAAGCAUCAAGACAGUCUUCUGUUCUAUAUCAAAUAAAAGAAGGAAACAUAAAUAACUCCUUUAGCAUAAAUGCACGCUCUGGUGUUGUCAUCACUCAGAACCUUCUGGAUUAUGAAACACUACCACUUUACAAGAUGGUUGUGCUGGGCACUAAUUUAUCAGGAAUGACCAGUAAUACCACCCUGCAGAUUCGCUUGAAGGAUGAGAAUGACAACGCUCCCAUCUUCAGCCAGGUGGAAUUCACUGGUAAAGUCAAUGAAUCUGCACCACUGAACAGCACCAUCUUGGCUGGAGACGACAGUCCAUUGGUGGUCCGAGCUUUGGAUAUGGACAGCGGUGCCAAUGGUAGGCUCGUUUACCGCAUUGUUGAGCCUUCAGCUCAAAAUUACUUUGCGAUUGAUUCAAGCACAGGGGCCGUGCGGACUGUUGGCAGCCUGGAUUAUGAACAGAGGAGAUUUUUGCAGUUCACUGUGCAGGUCCAUGACAUGGGAACCCCACGCUUGUUUGCACAGACUGCAGCCUCUAUAACAAUUGAGGUCAUAGAUGUCAAUGACUGCAGUCCUAAAUUCAGCAAGGACCUGUACGAGACCUUCGUGAUGGUACCGACAUACAAAGGGGUGACAGUAACCACAGUCAGUGCCACAGACAAUGAUUCGGGAGAGCAUUCCCAACUAGUUUUCUCUAUUUCAAAUGGAAAUGUAGCAAAUAAAUUCCAGAUUGAUCCAGGAUCAGGCGUCAUCUUCAUUCACAAUGCCACUGGGCUGCAUAGCCAGUACCAGCUGACAGUGAACGUGUCAGAUGGACGGUUUUCCAGUGCGGUGCCAGUUAUAAUAAAUGUGAAGGAGAGGACUGAAAGUACUAUGAAGUUUGACCGGUAUCUGUAUACUGCCACCGUUGAGGAGAACUCAUCAGAAAGAAAAAUGCUUGUUGUCAUUUCUCCUGUGGGGAGACACAAAAAUGAGCCCAUGUUUUACACUCUCCUCAGUGUGGACACGCGGUUUCAAGUGGGGCGUACCUCAGGAGUGCUCUCAACCAACGGGGUCCCCUUUGACCGUGAGGACGAGAGUUCGUUUGAUGUGGUUGUGGAAGUAUCAAAGCGGGGGGAGACAUCUGAGGUGGCUCACGUCUGCGUGAAAGUGACAGUGAAGGAUGUGAACGACAACGCCCCCGUUUUCGUUAACCUGCCCUACCGUGCAGAGGUGCAGGUGGAUGCUGACAUAGGACAACCUGUCGUCCAGGUUACAGCCACAGACAGAGAUGCAGGCAGGAAUGCUCACAUCCAUUACCGUUUCCAGGAACCUCAGGAGCAUUUCCGGAUCACUCCUUCUGGAGAAAUUUCUCUGAAGAGACGAUUUAAAGAGGAAAACCUGAGAACAAAGUUUGCGGUCUAUGUUGUAGCUGAGGAUGAGGGAGAGCCAGUUCUUUCAUCAACAGCAGAAGUACAGAUCAGUGUAGUAAAAAAGGUCAUACCAGUACUUGAAAAAUCAUUCUAUGCUGUUGAGAUCCCAGAGAAUGUUCAGCUGCACACGCCACUCGUGCACAUCCAGGCAAACAGCUCAGCAGGAACACGGCUUGUGUAUAGCAUCAGUGAGGGAGAUCCUUUCCAUCACUUCUCCAUUGGUUUUAACACAGGUGUUAUUGAGGUCGUUCGGGCUUUGGAUUAUGAAACUCUUCCCGUCUAUAGGUUGAGUGUGAGAGCAACAGAUUCUCUGGCAGGGGCACAUGCCACUGUUUUUGUAAACAUAACUUUGGUAGAUGUUAAUGAUAACUCACCAGUCUUUACAAAAGCAGUAUAUACUGUCAGUCUCUCUGAAGCAUCUGUAGUUGGUACAUUGGUAUUGCAAGUUCUGGCCUCUGACGCUGAUUCAGGCAGUAACAAAGCAUUGUUUUAUCAGCUCAUUGAAGACAGGAACUAUGAUUCAGAUUUUUUCCGGAUUGAUCCGAGCGGUGGGGCCAUCUGGACUACCCAUAUGCUUGACCAUGAAAAAAUCCAGAAGCAUUUUCUGAAGGUCAUAGUUGUAGAUGGUGGGGCGCCAGCUCUUUCCAGCGAUGCCACUGUGGUUAUUGAUGUUGUUGAUGUUAAUGACAACUCACCAGUCUUCAUCCAGCCGUUUUACGAUGCCACGCUCAGUGAACGUGCCCCUAAUGGUCGCUUUGUCACACAAGUGCAAGCUUUAGAUGCUGACAGCUCAGACUUUGGAAAACUUAAAUAUUCUAUUUUCUAUGGAAAUGAGGACCACACUUUUGCGGUGGAUGCAAAAAGUGGCCAAAUUCAUGUUUCCAAUCACCAAAUGCUGAAGGCAGACUUUGUGUAUAACCUCAAUGUAUCUGUGUCUGAUGGCAUUUUCUACAGCUGGGCAAUUGUUUGGGUUGUUGUCACUGCAGUCAAUAUGCACAGUCCCUCUUUCUCACAUAAAGAACUUGUGGUAGAACUUGAAGAGAACUCACCUAUCGGUACACUUGCUGCACAAAUCACAGCUGCAGAUGCAGAUCCUGGACUUUAUGGGCAAGUGACAUACUUUAUCAUAAACGACUUUGCAAAAGAGACAUUUUUCAUUACAGAAAAGGGGGAUAUUUUCACUGUAGAAAGCCUUGAUCGUGAGAACACGAGAGGAAAAGUUAUUCCCAUUCGUCUGAUGGCCAAAGAUGGUGGCGGAAAGGUGGGCUUUUGCAUCAUCAAUGUCAUCUUAACUGACAUCAAUGAUAAUGCCCCUCAGUUCACAGCAGCUGAGUACAGAGCAAGUAUUGCAUCACAUGUUUCCAAAGGAACCACUGUGUUGAAAAUAGCAGCAACAGAUUUGGAUGUCGGAAUUAAUGCAGAUAUUUUAUAUGCGAUUGAAACAAGUAUUGAAAAAGUUGAAGAAAAGUUUGCAUUAGAAACUCACAGCGGUGUCAUUGUAACAAAAGAAAGCUUAAUUGGCCUUGAAGGUGACUUUUAUUCCUUCCAUGUGAGGGCAAAGGAUGCCGGGUCUCCUUCAAGGCAGUCUCUAGUGCCAGUUUAUGUCAGCGUCCUCAGACCUGAUGUACAUGCGCCAAUAUUUUCUGAGCCACAUUAUAGAUUUAGCAUAUCUGAAGACCUUCUCAUUGGGACAGAGAUCGGUGUCAUUCAAGCUGAGACCGAAGAGUCUGUGAUUUAUAGCCUCGUAAGAGGCAAUACACCAGAGGGAAACCGGGAAGGAACCUUUGCGAUUGAUCACGACACAGGGUUGUUAAAACUGAAAAAAAGAAUUGAUCACGAAAUUACCAGAUGGUACUUAUUCACACUGCUGGCACAAAGCAAUCACAAAGGCAGGGAAAUCGUGUCUGCUGUGGACGUCCACAUUCAGAUAAAGGACAUCAACGAUAACAGUCCCCAGUUUGAUGCCAGCCACUACAAAGCGUUCACUGUAGAGAACUUGCCAGGAGGAACAGUGGUGAUCCAAGCAAAGGCUACAGAUCUGGACGCAGGAGUCAAUGGUCAGGUGACGUACAGGCUGGAUGCACAGCAAGAAAACAAUGACAUCUGGCACCUCUUUGCCAUCGAUAGUGAAACCGGCUGGAUCACAACGCUCAAACAGCUCGACAGGGAGAAGCAGAGCACCUACACUCUAGGUGUGGUGGCCACUGAUAAAGGGGAGAGAGUAAGGCUCUCUGCAACCACCAAGGUAGAGGUGACGGUGGUCGACGUGGAUGACAACCCCCCACGCUUCACAGCUGAUGUUUACAAAGGCACAGUGACAGAAGGCAACCCUCUCUUCAGCAGUCCUGUCGCCAUACUCAGCACCACUGAUGUGGACUCUGAACAUGUGAAUUCACCAUUGAGCUGCUACAUCACAGGAGGAAACCCCCUGGGCCAGCUGGCCUUGGAGAACAGCCUUGGGGAGUGGAAGGUAUUUGUUAAGAAGCCUCUGGACAGGGAAGAGAGAGAAAAUUACCUCCUAAACAUUACUGCUACUGAUGGCACCUUUGUGGUCAACACCACUGUGGAAGUGAAGGUUCUGGAUGAAAAUGACAACAGCCCUGUUUUUGAGAAGGCCCUAUAUGCUGCACGGGUUCCCGAGGACGUCCUUACAGGGCAGAUCAUACUGCAGGUCUCAGCAGCAGAUGCAGAUAUCAACUCCAAUGCACAGAUUUCUUACAAGCUCUUAGGAGAUGGAUCGAAAGUAUUCAGCAUAAACUCAAGCACAGGUGAGCUGAAGACGGCUCGACCCCUGGACCGCGAAGAGAAGGCGUUUUACAGGCUUCUGGUUCAAGCGACAGAUGGAGGAGGACGCCACAGUCAGUCAGACGUUGAGAUAACAGUGGAGGACAUCAAUGAUAACGCGCCGCAGUUCACUGCCGACACCUUCUCUUUCACGGUGUUUGAAAAGACAGAGACAAACACGUUAUUGGAGCAACUGCAGGCUGUUGACCUUGAUGCUGGUGUGAACAGUAGUAUCAUAUACUCGCUGGUGGACUCUGCAGACGGCUGGUUCUCCAUUGAUGAGCGGUCGGGGAUCAUGCGCCUGGAAAAGCCUCUCAACAAGCAGUUGCAAGCACUUUACAUUCUAGUAGCCCAAGCCAGAGACCAGGGACCUGCCCAAACGCUGUCCUCCACCUGUCAGGUUAUAAUAUCUGUGCAAGAAGCUGACAAGAACCCACCAGUGUUCCACAGAAAGGAGUAUAUAGUCAGUGUGCCAGAGGACAUCGCCACUGGAACACGGAUCCUCAGUGUCUUCGCUGUCAGUAGAAAUAGUGAAGCCGAGAUCUUCUACUCUGUUGCCAACGACAACGAACAUAUGAAGUUCCGCAUAGACUCUCAUGCAGGUGACAUCUUCACCAUUGAGAGUUUGGACUAUGAGCAGUCCCAUGAGCACUACCUGACUGUCGAGGCUGCUGACAGAAGUGUACCGUCACUCAGCAGCACUGUGACAGUCCACAUCAUCGUAACAGACGUCAAUGACAACAGUUCCACCUUCAGCCAAGAUGCCAACGAUGCUGUGGUUGGUUCACUGACGUUUGGGGGAAAGGGCUAUAUCAAACUCCAUCUGCUAGAGAACGAAAGCCAGGAGGUAAUGAAGCUGUCACUCCAACUGAGGACCUUCUCCAGCCAAGCAACCAUCAUGUAUUCCGAGGGGACAGACUAUAGUGCUCUAGAGAUCUUGCAUGGCCGACUGCAGUACAGGUUCCAGUGUGGCAAUACCUCAGGCAUGGUGUCCGUGCCCAGUGCCCAGGUAAAUGAUGGCAAGUGGCACACAGUGCUGUUGGAGAUGAACAGUAACUACACCAAGCUGACCCUGGAUCAGGUGUAUAGUGCUUCGAGUAGCUCACAAGGAACGCUCUGCACCCUGAGCCUGGACCGCAGUAUUUUUUUGGGUGGCUGUUUACAGCAGCCUGGAGCUAGGCUCCCACAUGUGCCCUCUGUCAGCUGUAGCCUGCAGGGCUGCCUGGGUGCUGUGGUGCUGAAUGGCAGGGAGCUCAUCCUGACCCCAAUGUCUGAUGGGGACUUGCUGGAUGUCACACCCGGCUGCUCCAUCACACUACCCCAGGCCUGUUCCAGCAACCCUUGCAGCAAUGGGGGUACCUGCAUCACCGUGCCCGAGGGAGGUUAUUUCUGUCAGUGUAGAGGCUUGUAUGUGGGAACUCGCUGUGAAAUUGGCCCAAGUUCCUGUGCAUCCAAUCCCUGCCUAUAUGGAGGAACAUGUAUUCCAGCUGCCAGUGUAAAGGACAACUUCUUCUGCCAGUGUAAAGGACAAUACUCUGGUAAAAGGUGCGAGGUUGGGCCGUACUGUAAAGAUAAUCCCUGUAAAAACAAUGGGACAUGCAUAGAGAGCUUGGAUGGGCCUAAAUGUCAAUGUGAACUUGGUUUCCAAGGACCAAGGUGCCUUGAGGAUGUUGACGAAUGCAUGACGAACCCCUGCAGUAAUGGAGGACAGUGCAAGAACACAUACGGCUCCUACAAAUGCAGCUGCUCCCGAGGAUUUGGAGGGAGACUCUGUGAGCUCAAAGUAGAGGUCCAACAUGAACUUGUCUCCAGUUCCUGGGAAAAUAUACUGCAAGAGGUUUUUGGGGCAGCUGUGUUUGUAGUGAGCAUGAUCAUGCUUGUCCUGAUUUUCAUCCUCAUUCACAAAAAGCUGUCAAAUCCAUCCAAGCUCAACUCUGAAGACCAUGAGCAGAUGGUCACCAACAUCUUCUUGCAGAAUCCUUUUUUUGACACUAAGAUCAGCAGAAACAUCUGCACAAAGGUCCCUCCACAAGUUCCAGUGCAACCGGUCUGUCACACCUCUUUUGAGGAUUGUACCAUCCCAGAACACCGAGAAUCCAACCUCUUCAGCUUAGACUCAGCUCCAUCUUGUAAGUCUGUGACUGUGUGCAACACAACACCCAGUAUGCCCCCUCCUCCAAUUUCCAGCUUUCCCUCAAACAGCAGCUCCAUCCGAAGACCUAACUGUGACUACGACUAUGACGGCAGAGCCGUGCAGCUUCACCCACCGAAGAAGCCACUGCAGGAGAACAGCUGUCAACUGUCUGAUGUCCAGUCUCAGAGCUCCUUGCAGCCAGAGUCCAGCGAUGACAGUGGUUAUCAUUGGGACACAUCUGACUGGAUGCCAAGUCUUCCACUUCCCUCAGUUCUGGAAUUCCCACAAUUUGAAGAGAUGAAAACUCCUGCCUCAUUGUUUAAUGAGCAAGCCAUUAGCAAGACAGACUUCCUUGGAGAAGAUGACAUCAACAGCGACUUCCCACUUAGUCCAGAUGACUUUUCUAUCCAGGAAGACCUUCCCACAUUUACAGAUUAUGUCUACUCAACCAGCAGGCCCAACAUGAUGUACAAGACCUUUACAGCCUACAUGAUCUGCACAUACAAAAUGACCAACAUGACCAGCCCAAUGUAUACCAACUACAUGACCCAGAAGCCCAACAUGGCCUACACCAUCUGCAUGGCCAUCAUGGGGUACAUGGCCUACAUGUCCAACAUGAACAACGUGACCUACAUGAACUAG
Scleropages formosus (Asian bonytongue) is the source of this 8838-nucleotide messenger RNA. RefSeq names its product protocadherin Fat 1-like. Gene Ontology annotation, molecular function: calcium ion binding. The transcript has 22 exons. Gene Ontology annotation, cellular component: plasma membrane. Bases 1 to 8838 code for a protein of 2945 amino acids. The record is from RefSeq and is a predicted model, not a curated record. Lineage: Eukaryota; Metazoa; Chordata; Actinopteri; Osteoglossiformes; Osteoglossidae. Gene Ontology annotation, biological process: homophilic cell-cell adhesion.